Molecule: messenger RNA, 1227 nt
Organism: Lathyrus sativus (Indian pea)
Lineage: Eukaryota; Viridiplantae; Streptophyta; Magnoliopsida; Fabales; Fabaceae
Source: the annotation of a GenBank genome assembly
AUGGAGAAGUACCAAAACGGAGAAGAUAGUAAACAAUCGGAUCCUUCUGUUUGUGGCUACGAUUCCCUUCACAGUCUUCUCAAGGAUAAUCUCAAACCUCAUCACUUCCAGGAAGUCAAUCGUUUGCUUACCGGGCUUAAUUGUGGAAAAGUACUCGAAACAAUUGCUCUACCUGAAUCUGCUACAGCUCUCUCGGCGGAACAUGGUUUUGACCUCCAGGCUUUCGGCUUUCAUGCUGAUAAAGAAGUAUUAAGGGAACCUCGAAUUGUGAGGGUUGGCUUGAUUCAAAACUCUAUUUCCCUCCCAACAACUGCUCACUUUGUGGAUCAAAAAAAGGCUAUCUUUGAGAAACUAAGGCCAAUUAUUGAUGCUGCUGGUUCAUCAGGGGUCAAUAUAUUAUGCUUGCAAGAAGCAUGGAUGAUGCCAUUUGCCUUUUGUACACGAGAGAAGAAGUGGUGUGAAUUUGCAGAACCUGUUGAUGGAGAAUCAACAAAAUUUUUGCAAAGCUUUGCGGUGAAGUAUAACAUGGUAAUAAUAAGCUCAAUUCUUGAGAGAGAUUUAAACCACGGAGAGGUUAUUUGGAACACUGCCGUUGUAAUUGGGAAUCACGGCAAUGUAAUUGGGAUACACAGGAAGAACCAUAUCCCAAGAGUUGGAGACUUCAAUGAGAGCACAUAUUAUAUGGAAGGAAAUACAGGUCACCCUGUGUUUGAAACAACAUUUGGAAAGAUUGCCAUUAAUAUAUGUUAUGGUAGGCACCAUCCUUUAAAUUGGUUAACUUUUGGCUUGAAUGGCGCGGAAAUUGUUUUCAACCCUUCUGCCACUGUUGGUGAACUCAGCGAACCAAUGUGGCCAAUAGAGGCACGUAAUGCUGCAAUAGCGAAUAGUUACUUUGUUGCUUCAAUCAACCGCGUUGGGACUGAGACAUUCCCGAAUCCAUUUACUUCUGGUGAUGGCAAGCCAGCACAUGCAGAUUUUGGGCAUUUUUAUGGAUCAAGUUAUAUUUCAGCACCAGAUGCUUCCUGCACGCCGUCUUUAUCACGUAACAGGGAUGGCUUAUUAGUAACAGACAUGGAUCUGAACUUGUGCAGGCAAUAUAAAGACAAAUGGGGUUUCAGAAUGACUGCACGAUACGAGUUGUAUGCGAAGACACUUGCUCAGUAUGUGAAACCAGGAUUUGAGCCUCAAGUCAUCCGUGAUCCGUUACUUCAUAAGAGUUCCUCAUGA